This is a messenger RNA of Closterium sp. NIES-65, 2445 nucleotides long. The record is from the annotation of a GenBank genome assembly. NCBI's taxonomy places the organism in Eukaryota, Viridiplantae, Streptophyta, Zygnematophyceae, Desmidiales, Closteriaceae.
AUGGACAAUUUUCCCACCGUUUUGGGAACUGCUUCCAAAGUGUGGUUGAUGGACAAGCCCGACCACUUCAAGUGGCCUAGGCGCACUGUUGGUACAGCUCAGCUCUCAUCGCGCGGUGUGAGAUCCGAGAUACAGAGGCGUGUCGCUCGGUGCGUAUUCCCUCCGUGGGCCGUCCUAUCCCCUCUCAUCCUGCCCUCCUAUCCUCCCCUGACGUCCUAUCCUCUCACAUCCUGCUCUCCUCUCCUCUCCUGCUCUCCUCGCCUCUCUUGCUCUCCUAUCCUCUCCUCUCCCAUCCUGCCUUCGCCUCUCUCAUCCUGCUCGAAAUUUGCCGUCCUGCUCUCCUCACCCAUCCCGCUCUCCUCUCCUCUCCCAUCCCGCUCUCCUCUAGUCUCCUCUCGUGCUCCACUCUCCUCUCGUGCUCUCCUCUCCUCUCCUGCUCUCCUCGAGUCUCCUUCUCUCCUCUCCUCUCCUGCUCUCUUCUCCUCUCUUGCUCUCUUCUCCUCUCCUGCUCUCCUCUCCUCUCCUGCUCUCCUCUCCUCUCCUGCUCUCCUCUCCUCUCCUGCUAUCCUCUCCUCUCCUGCUAUCCUCUCCUCUCCUGCUAUCCUCUCCUCUCCUGCUAUCCUCUCCUCUCCUGCUCCCCUCUCCUCUCCUGCUCUCCUCUCCUCUCUGCUCUCCUCUCCUCUCCUGCUCUCCUCUCCUCUCCUCUCUCCUCUCCUCUCCUGCUCUCCUCUCCUCUCCUGCUAUCCUCUCCUCUCCUGCUCUCCUCUCCUCUCCUGCUCUCCUCUCCUCUCCUGCUCUCCUCUCCUCUCCUGCUAUCCUCUCCUCUCCUGCUAUCCUCUCCUCUCCUGCUAUCCUCUCCUCUCCUGCUCUCCUCUCCUCUCCUGCUCUCCUCUCCUCUCCUGCUCUCCUCUCCUCUCCUGCUCUCCUCUCCUCUCCUGCUCUCCUCUCCUCUCCUCUCCUGCUCUCCUCUCCUCUCCUGCUCUCUUCUCCUCUCCUGCUCUCUUCUCCUCUCCUGCUCUCUUCUCCUCUCCUGCUAUCCUCUCCUCUCCUGCUAUCCUCUCCUCUCCUGCUAUCCUCUCCUCUCCUGCUAUCCUCUCCUCUCCUGCUCUCCUCUCCUCUCCUGCUCUCCUCUCCUCUCCUGCUCCCCUCUCCUCUCCUGCUCCCCUCUCCUCUCCUGCUCCCCUCUCCUCUCUGCUCUCCUCUCCUCUCCUGCUCUCCUCUCCUCUCCUCUCUCCUCUCCUCUCCUCUCCUGCUCUCCUCUCCUCUCCUGCUCUCCUCUCCUCUCCUGCUCUCCUCUCCUCUCCUGCUCUCCUCUCCUCUCCUGCUCUCUUCUCCUCUCCUGCUCCCCUCUCCUCUCCUGCUCCCCUCUCCUCUCCUGCUAUCCUCGUCCCCCCCUCUCCUCCCUCAAUGUCCACACCUCUCCUCUCUCGCUCCGUCCUCCACUGCUCGCUUCUCCACCCAUAUUUGCAGGCGUGUCGCGCGGUGGGAUCUCCGGAAACAGUAGGCGCGCGCAACAGUGUGGUUUCCAGAAUCCGGAUGCCAACCUCCCUCGGUGCGUACGCGGAAAUCUCGCUUCCCCUUCCCCUUCCUCUUCCUCUCCCUGCCUUCCUCUCCUCUCGCUUCCUGCCAUCAUCCCCUCUCCCGUCCUGCCUUCAUCUCCUCUCCCGUGCUGCCUUCAGCUCCUCUCCCGUGCUGCCAUCAUCUCCUCUCCCGUGCUGCCAUCAUCUCCUCUCCCGUGCUGCCUUCAUCUCCUCUCCCGUGCUGCCUUCAUCUCCUCUCCCGUGCUGCCAUCAUCUCCUCUCCCGUGCUGCCAUCAUCUCCUCUCCCGUGCUGCCAUCAUCUCCUCUCCCGUGCUGCCAUCAUCUCCUCUCCCGUGCUGCCAUCAUCUCCUCUCCCGUGCUGCCAUCAUCUCCUCUCCCGUGCUGCCAUCAUCUCCUCUCCCGUGCUGCCAUCAUCUCCUCUCCCGUGCUGCCAUCAUCUCCUCUCCCGUGCUGCCAUCAUCUCCUCUCCCGUGCUGCCAUCAUCUCCUCUCCCGUGCUGCCAUCAUCUCCUCUCCCGUGCUGCCAUCAUCUCCUCUCCCGUGCUGCCAUCAUCUCCUCUCCCGUGCUGCCAUCAUCUCCUCUCCCCUGCUGCCAUCAUCUCCUCUCCCGUGCUGCCAUCAUCUCCUCUCCCGUGCUGCCAUCACCUCCUCUUCCGGCCUGCAUUCAUCUCCUCUCCCUUCCUGCCUCCCUCUCCCCCCUCUUUCUGUCCUCCCUUCUCCUCUCUCUUUCUGUCCUCUCUCUUCUCCCGUGCGGCCCUCCCUCCUCUCCUCUCACAUCCUGCCCUCCCCUCUGCCCUGCCAUCCUCUCCAAUCCAGCCCACGUAUCCUUUCCCGGCCUGCCACUCACUUUGUGUACCGUGCCUCUUAACUCCACACAGGUCUGCUCAACACAUGUUGCCUGCUAA